AUGUCAGGUAUUUGUAAAGCUCGCCUUACCGAAGAACGUCGACAAUGGCGAAAAGAUCAUCCAUAUGGCUUUUUUGCGCGUCCAGUGAAGACCGAAAACGGACUGGAUUUAUUAAACUGGCAAGUCGGCAUUCCAGGUAAAAAGGGGACGCCAUGGGAAAACGGCGUAUAUAAGCUGAUAAUGAUUUUUCCCGAAGACUAUCCAUCAAAGCCACCUAAAUGUAAAUUCUUGCCUCCUCUUUUUCAUCCGAACGUUUAUCCUUCGGGAACCGUUUGUCUGUCGAUUUUAAACGAAGAGGAGGGAUGGAAACCAUCAAUCACCAUCAAACAAAUUUUACUUGGCAUCCAAAACCUUCUCGACGAACCUAAUCCGGAAAGCCCUGCACAAUCGGAUGCAUAUAUGCUUUUCAAGUAA
Molecule: messenger RNA, 414 nt
Organism: Acaulospora morrowiae
Lineage: Eukaryota; Fungi; Glomeromycota; Glomeromycetes; Diversisporales; Acaulosporaceae
Source: the annotation of a GenBank genome assembly